ACUUGGAUGAGUGCCAGGAAAAUACAGACAAUUGUGAACAGAUCUGCACAAAUGUUUUUGGAGGAUUCAACUGCAGCUGCAAUACAGGCUACACAAUAAAUGCAAUGAACAGCUCCAAGUGUACUGACAUCGAUGAAUGCAGCAAUAGCUCUACAUGUCCUCAAAAUGCAGACUGUUUCAAUUUAUCAGGGAAUUAUUCAUGUGUGUGCAAGUCUGGAUUUGAUGGAGACCCAUUCAGGUUUUGCUUUGAUGUGGAUGAAUGUCUUGAUAGUAAUACAUGUGCAAGCAAAAAUUCCAUCUGUACAAAUACUGAAGGCUCUUUUAACUGCACCUGUCUAGAAGGAUAUGAAGGACCCAACUGCACAGAUAUUGACGAAUGUGCAGAAAAUCAGAACAAUUGUCCCUUGAAUUCUGUGUGCAGCAAUACAGCUGGCUCAUUCACAUGUCAAUGUAAAGAAGGAUAUGAAAGUCCUAACUGCACUGAUAUUGAUGAAUGCACCAGAUUUCUGUUUGACUGUCCAAGUCAUGCUGGCUGUGAAAACAUACCAGGUUCUUUCACCUGUUCCUGUCUGCCUGGAUUCAAAGGAAAUGCAACAUUCUGCAAAGAUAUUGAUGAGUGUGCAGAGGAAAUAGCAUUGUGUCCUUCCAAUGAGAUCUGUGAAAACAGCAUUGGAAAUUAUACUUGUAUUUGUCCUGCUGGAUCUGAAAGAGUAAAUGGUUCCUGCCAAGAUAUCGAUGAAUGCCAAAACCCAGCAGAGUGUUCAAAUAGUGGGCAACACUGUGUAAAUACUGAAUACUCCUUUAGGUGUGAAUGCAAGAAUGGAUUUAUGAAUAUUAGUGGAACAUGUGAAGAUAUAAAUGAAUGCCUUAAUGCAGAAGAAAACAAUUGCUCUAAAACACUAGGGAUCUGUGCUAACUUGGAGGGUUCAUUUGCUUGUCAGUGCAAGGGUGGUUAUACUGGAAAUGGUGUUACUUGCAAUGAUACAGAUGAGUGUGCUGAAAGUAAUACCUGUUCAGUGAAAAACAAUACAAUGUGUGUCAAUACUGUGGGAUCUUACAACUGUACAUGCCAAAGUGGAUAUGAUAGCAUUAACUGCACAGAUGUGGAUGAAUGUCUUGAUCCUGAGAAAUGUUCGUGGAAAAACAACAGCAUCUGUGUCAAUACCGAGGGCUCUUUCCUCUGUUCAUGUCAAAUGGGAUACGAUGGAUUCAACUGCACAGAUGUGGAUGAAUGUCUUGACCCUAAUGUGUGUUCCUGGAAAAACAACACCAUGUGUGUCAAUACUGUUGGAUCGUACAACUGUAUAUGUCGAGCAGGAUAUGAAGGCCCCAACUGCACAGAUGUGGAUGAAUGUCUUGACCCUAAUGUGUGUUCCUGGAAAAACAACACCAUGUGUGUCAAUACUGUUGGAUCGUACAACUGUAUAUGUCGAGCAGGAUAUGAAGGCCCCAACUGCACAGAUGUGGAUGAAUGUCUUGACAAUGAUAUCUGUUCAUGGAAAAACAACAGCAAAUGUGUGAAUACUGAUGGCUCUUUCAAUUGUUCAUGCGUAAAGGGAUACAGUGGUCACAACUGCACAGGUGAGGACUGGAAUUCUGUUGCAAUCUGUAUCCUUCAAGGAACUCAUCUUUCAACAAUUAUUCUCGAAGUUUUGAUAUUCUGA
Messenger RNA from Chiloscyllium plagiosum (whitespotted bambooshark), 1664 nucleotides. The record is from RefSeq and is a predicted model, not a curated record. NCBI's taxonomy places the organism in Eukaryota, Metazoa, Chordata, Chondrichthyes, Orectolobiformes, Hemiscylliidae.